AUUUCCGUGGCACAGGUGAUGCGGGCCGGCGAGGCUCGGCUACAUGCAAAUCCAGAGAGCGCGGUCUGCCUUUCGCUUUAAAAGGUUCGGAUCCCUCCGGUCAUCUGAUCCAGGUCAGCGGGACUUUCCUCAGCAUCAGCCCUGCAGCCCCUCGGCCGGGAGCCCCCCGGCUGUGCAUCCCCACAGGACUGGGAGGGGUUCCAUCAGGCAGCACCGAUUCCUGAUGCCGCCACGGUGCCUCCCACCCCCGCUCCCUCCCCACGGCUCCUGAAACCCCCGGGGCCUUGGUGAGGACGGUGGUGUGGGGCCCUCCCCUUCUGGCAGAGGCCGGCACUGGUCCCCCAUGGGCUACCCUGCAGCAUGAGCACCAACGCUGAGCACUUCCCACCGUGGACCGCCUCUGCGGUGCCCCCCAAUGCCAGCGCAGCCUGGAUGGAAGGGCCGUCGGCGCGGGGCGGGCGGGUGGGCGAGCUGGCAGGCAUGGUGGUGAUCCAGUGCAUCUACGCCCUGGUGUGCCUGCUGGGGCUGCUGGGCAACUCGCUGGUCAUCUUUGUCAUCCUGCGCUACACCAAGAUGAAAACGGCCACCAACAUCUACCUGCUCAACUUGGCCAUCGCCGAUGAGCUCUUCAUGCUCAGCAUCCCCUUCGUGGCCACCUCGGCCGCUCUGCACCACUGGCCGUUCGGCCGGGCGCUGUGCCGCACCGUGCUGGGCGUCGAUGGCCUCAACAUGUUCACCAGCGUCUUCUGCCUGACGGUGCUCAGCCUGGACCGCUACAUUGCCGUGGUGCAUCCGCUGCGGGCGGCCACCUAUCGCCGUCCACGGGUGGCCAAGAUGGUCAACGGGGCCGUCUGGCUCCUCUCCUUGCUGGUAGCCUCACCCAUCCCCAUCUUCGCCGGCACUGCAGUCACCCGUGAUGGCCAAGCGGUGGCUUGCAAUCUGCUAUGGCCUAGCCCAGCCUGGUCGGCGGCCUUUGUGGUGUAUACCACCCUGCUGGGCUUCCUGCUGCCAGUGCUGGCCAUGGGGCUGUGCUACCUGCUGAUCGUGGGCAAGAUGCGGGCCGUGGCGCAGCGGGUGGGCUGGCAGCAGCGCCGGCGCUCCGAGGGCAAGCUGACACGGCUGGUGCUGAUGGUGGUGGCUAUGUUUGUCAUCUGCUGGAUGCCGUUCUACGUGGUGCAGUUGGUCAACCUUCUGCUGCCCGGCCGCCUCGAUGCCACCGUCAACAACGCCUGCCUCAUCCUCAGCUACUCCAACAGCUGCGCCAACCCCAUCCUCUACGGGUUCCUCUCGGAAAACUUCCGGCACUCCUUCCAUGGUGUGCUGCGGCGCUGCCUCGAUGCCAGCCUCUGCUGCUGCCCACCCGAGGCGCGGGCUGUUGGCGAUGAGGAGGACGAGGAAGAGGAAGAGCCCCUGGAUUACCGCGCCGUGCCACGAAAUGACCCCAAGGGCAAGGGCUGCAUGUGCCCACCGCUGCCCUGCCAGCAGGAGCCCGUGCGCCCCGAACCCUGCUGCAAGCCCGGCACCCUCCUGGCAAAGACCACCACCUUCUAAGGUGCCCUCUGCAGCCCUGUAAAUAGGGUGCUGGGUGAGGAGGGCCACACUGCCCUCCCUUUGGGAACAGAAUGCUUUUCCGAUGACUUUGCCCCCAUUUCUGCUGGGGUGUCCCCCUGGCAUUCUCCACUCCUCGACCGCGCUGUGCAGCCUGAUGAAAUAAAAAGCCAUAACGCUGGCCCGUGACACAGCUCCCAGCCUUGGCUGAGUGAUUAUUACCACCAGGGAGCCCCCAGGCUAAUGGCUGGGUUCCACCCCAGGGAGGAUGCAGGAUGGGAGGGCCGAUGGGAGAGGGCCGAUGGGAGAGGCAAUGGGCACAGAGGGGACCCACGUGCUGCCCCUGGGGACAUGAGGUCACCAGCACGGCACGGCCCAGUCUCUGCUUCUGCAUGGGACCCUGCCAGGGUUCCACUAGCAUUUCCCACCAUUUGAUCCGUGUCCGGGCAAAAAAAAGGCCGUGAAAAAAGCCACCUGCCAAAUGGAACUGCAGCUUUGAGUCCUUAGCAGGUGCCCACCCUGAGUCUCUCCCCUCAUCUUACAGAGAAAGGAAAAACUUUCCACAAGGGUCUACAAAUAAAAAAAAUCCCACAUGCCCUCCCCAAAUCCCCAGGCAGAAGGACCAAACCGAUGCUUUCCAGCAGGAAGACUGUGCUGCAGAGAAGCUUCACCCUCAAGGGCACUUUGAGCACAGUUGUGGGAACUGAUGAGCAGCGCUGGAGCUGCACCGAGCAGCGUUAAAUCAGCCAUUUUCAGCUUGUUUGGGUUGAGCGUCGUCCUUUUCGUGUUAUUCCCCUUCUCCACUAUUUCUGGCUCAUUCGUUCUAUUUUAAUGCUGCUAGUGAAGGGCAUGCUUUCAGCACAGCUCUCUGCUAACCAACAGCUCUGCUUUGCUUCUGGGGAGCCUCCGAGCCCCAGCAAGGGGCUGAGAGAUGCCUGCGGGGUGGCGGGGGGGGUCAGGCUGCAAGGAGGGCAGGAAGAACAGCUCGUUCCCAGGUUUCUAUAAAUCAGACAGUAAAAGCUUUAUUGGUCUGCACACAACAUCACGAGGUGAUCGCGCGUGGCAUAGGGUAUAUUUCCAAUAAAUAAAUAAGUAUUUACACAUGUG
This is a messenger RNA of Meleagris gallopavo (turkey), 2655 nucleotides long. It is a transcript of the gene SSTR4, whose product is annotated as somatostatin receptor 4. The record is from RefSeq and is a predicted model, not a curated record. Lineage: Eukaryota; Metazoa; Chordata; Aves; Galliformes; Phasianidae. Gene Ontology annotation, molecular function: neuropeptide binding; somatostatin receptor activity. Gene Ontology annotation, biological process: neuropeptide signaling pathway; cellular response to glucocorticoid stimulus. Gene Ontology annotation, cellular component: plasma membrane; neuron projection.